Molecule: messenger RNA, 903 nt
Organism: Choloepus didactylus (southern two-toed sloth)
Lineage: Eukaryota; Metazoa; Chordata; Mammalia; Pilosa; Megalonychidae
Product: olfactory receptor 14C36-like
Exons: 2
Coding region: 1-903 (300 amino acids)
Biological process (GO): G protein-coupled receptor signaling pathway
Cellular component (GO): membrane
Molecular function (GO): olfactory receptor activity; G protein-coupled receptor activity
Source: RefSeq, a predicted model, not a curated record
AUGUCCAACUCCACCACGGUGACUCAAUUCCUGCUGAUGAGAUUUUCUGAUGUGUGGGAGCUCAGAGUCUUACAUGCCAUGCUCUUCCUGCUGAUGUACUUGGGAACCCUGAUGGGCAACUGUCUUAUUGUCACAGUAACGACCCUUGACAAGAAACUUCACUCCCCCAUGUAUUUCUUCCUGAGGAAUCUGUCUGUCCUGGACAUGUGCUACAUCUCCGUCACUGUACCCAAGGCCUGUGUCAUCUUCCUGCUUGAGAACAGGGUGAUCUCCAUGGUUGGAUGUGCAGCUCAGGUCUUCUUUGUGUAUUUGUGUGGUUGUGCAGAGCUGCUGUUCCUCUCUAUCAUGGCCCAUGACCGCUGUGUGGCCAUCUGCCAGCCCCUCCACUACCCUGUCAUCAUGAACCCUCGGGCCUGCGUCCAGAUGACUCUGUCCUCAGUACUCAGUAGUGUGGUCUACGCAGGAUUCCACACUGGAAACACAUUCCGGCUGUCCUUCUGUCAGUCCAACGUGGUCCAUCAGUUCUUCUGUGAUGUCCCCUCUCUGCUGAAGCUCUCCUGCUCUGACACUUUAAUCAAUGACAUUUUAAAUUUUAUCUCUACAGUGGUGAUUGGUGGUGGCUGUUUUGCUUUCAUCACCCUAUCUUAUAUUCGUAUAUUUUCUACUGUGCUCAAGUUUCCAACCAGGAGUGAGCGAGGGAAAGCAUUUUCCACCUGUGUCCCUCACAUCCUCGUGGUCACAGUCUUUGUGAGCUCCAUAGCUGCUGUGUAUAUGAAGCCAACCUCCCAUUCACCCACGAUUCAGGACACAAUCACCUCUGUGUUUUAUUCUAUGUUCCCUCCUUUCUUGAAUCCCAUUAUCUAUAGUCUUAGAAACAAGCAAAUAAAAGAGGCUGUUAAAUGA